AAACAGUGCGCAUUAUAUGCAAAAACUUUUACUUUUAUUGCGUUUUUAUAGAAAUAUAUUAUUGUUGCGUUGUUACCUCAUCGUUCGCGCGUGUGCAAUAAUAGAAAGAAGAAAACUGGGGAAAACUUGUAAAGUGCGCCCGGCGCCGUAUUAAAAAGAGCCGCCCAGGACCAAAACAACAGCCAUACUUCCAACCUCCCUCCUUGAACAAUGAACAACGGCUUUAGCACCGGUGAAGAGGAUUCGCGUGGCGGCCACACGGACCAAACAUGCUGCCUUAUCGAUGACAUGGAGCGUUGUCGCAAUCAAGCUGGCUACGCGAGCUAUAGCAAACGUAUCCAAAAAACAGUCGCACAGAAGCGCCUUAAAUUAAGCAGCGACCCCAGUGCGCAGCAUAUUUAUAUUUGCGAUUAUCAUAAGGAGAGAAUACAAUCGGUGCGCACUAAGCGACGUCGCAAGGACUCCGAGGAUGAUAGCAACGAGACGGACACCGAUUUGCACGAAUUUCCAGAUCUAUACCAACUAGGUGUUAGCACGUUACGUCGCUAUAAGCGUCACUUUAAGGUGCAGACGAGGCAAGGCAUGAAGCGCGCACAGUUAGCCGAUACCAUUAUGAAGCAUUUUAAAACAAUACCCAUCAAGGAGAAGGAUAUUAUAACUUUCUUUGUAUAUAUGGUUAAGUCCGGCACCAAUAAGUUGGAUCAAAAAAAUGGCAUAGGUAAUGAUACCACUUGAACAGGCGACAGCAGCAGCAUCAGCGCUAUUAAUGCCGGCUACGCAUCGUAGCUAGCUGUCCUGCUCCCACACUUAUGUACACAGAUCCAUGCAUAUAUGAAUAGUUGAGAAUAUACGCGUUCGCUCUGGUUUUGUCGUCGCCCAACUACAUACAUACAUAUGUACAUACGUCAGCAUAGCGUACGACAUUAUCUAUUAUGUAUGUAUGUCUAAAAAAAAAUAAAUAAAUGUCGAACAGACAAAACAUACAACACUCGCUAACAGAAACACCUGCAUACCAAUAACAACAGCUACAGCAAAUCACGUACACACACACACACAGACACACACAAAUACAUGCUAUAUAUUCUAGUUGACAUCAGCGCAUCUCUGCAGCAAAUAGCGACGACAGCGCAUUGCAACAACACUACUGGUGCUCCUAAAAUACUUUAACGAGAAUGACCAUGUAUAUAAUUUUGGACUCCCAGGCUGAACGUCUCGGCACGAUGGUAAUUGUUUAAUUCAAAGUAGGUAAAUUAUAACGUUUUCUUGGCUGGCGUGAUAAAGCUAAGUAUUUCGGGUGCUGCCAACAAUUUUAUCAGCGACAAUUGUUAGAUUGGUCUUGAGACAUUCAGCCUGGCAGGUCAAAUAAUUGUAAAAUCUAUAAGUCGCUUUAAAAUAUACAAAAAAAAAAAGAAGAUAUAUAUAUAUAUAUAUAUUUAGGCCUAUUCCGACUUCCGAUUCUAUCUUCGAUACAACGGAAUAGCACGCACUAUUUAAUAAAUAUAUUAUGAACUGACUUUGCCUUGAAUAUCGAAACUUAUAAACUUUGCUGUGAGUCCGAAAAGUGAAGAGCUUAAGGAAUUCGAAGCAGGCCUAAUUAAAUAUAUCCGAGAAAAGUAGUCAUUUUCAUCGUUGUUAAAAUCUGUUACUUGCACAAGAUAUGAAAUAAUAAAUUAUGUAAAUUAUAUAAACUUUCUGUGGGCGUCGACACCAGCAAGAGAAAAACAAACUAAAAAAAGUAAACAAAAACAAGAAUAAUUAAAGAAGUGGCAAUAUCAAUCAUUCUCAAUAAUUAUAAUGAAACACCAAAAAGUGUAUGCAACAAAAAUGUUCAUUAGUCUUAUUUAUUUUUUUAAAUAAUCAUCUGCACAUGGCCAAAAUGCAAUCAAACAAAUAUACAUACUUGCAGCAACAAAUGUAAUCUGCCAAUAUAUAAUAAAAAUCAAUUAGAAAAACUUCAUAACAUUCUACGUAAAUAAAAUUUUUAUGCAACUUUUAUAAUUUAUGAUAUAUAUU
Molecule: messenger RNA, 2013 nt
Organism: Scaptodrosophila lebanonensis
Lineage: Eukaryota; Metazoa; Arthropoda; Insecta; Diptera; Drosophilidae
Gene: Sap30
Product: histone deacetylase complex subunit SAP30 homolog
Exons: 2
Coding region: 211-735 (174 amino acids)
Biological process (GO): regulation of DNA-templated transcription
Cellular component (GO): histone deacetylase complex
Molecular function (GO): transcription coregulator activity; protein binding
Source: RefSeq, a predicted model, not a curated record